CAGGUAUAAAAGGCUUGUUUCCUAACCGGGACCACGUAAAAGUUUUCGCAUUUCCAACAAUCGACUCUUUAUUAUCAACUCAAUUGGUGGUUGACUACGAAAAGAAGAAAAAAGCAAAGAUUUUGAAUAUGUGGAAGAUUAUCUUUGCGGUUGGGUUGGCCUUUGUUUUUUAUCCUGGGUCUGAUGGGUAUCCAAAAAGCUUCCGUUACAACUUCCCACAAAAUGCGGCUUAUGAAAAUAUGGGCCGAACCAAUAAAUAUUUAAGAGGAAGCUUUGAUAGUAUUGGAGGUGGACAUUUAAUAGGAAGAAGUUUGGAUAGUAUUGGUGGGGGUAAUUUAUUGGGAAGAAGUCUUGAUAGUAUUGGAGGAGGUAAUCUUCAAGGAAGAGGGUUGGAUGGAAUUGGUGGUGGACAUCUUCAAGGAAGAAGUCUUGAUAGUAUUGGUGGGGGUAAUCUACAAGGAAGAAGCUUAGAUAGUAUUGGUGGUGGCAAUUUAUUGGGAAGAAGCUUAGAUAGUAUUGGAGGAGGAAAUCUUCAAGGACGAAGUUUAGAUAGCAUUGGUGGUGGUAACUUAAUAGGAAGAAGCUUAGAUAGUAUUGGUGGUGGCAACUUAUUAGGAAGAAGCUUAGAUAGCAUCGGUGGAGGCAACCUUCAAGGACGAAGCUUAGAUAGCAUCGGUGGAGGCAACCUUCAAGGACGAAGCUUAGAUAGCAUUGGUGGGGGCAACUUAAUAGGAAGAAGCUUAGAUAGCAUCGGAGGAGGAAACUUAAUUGGACGCAAUUUAUACACCAUCCCCGAUAAUCUAAACGAACGCGGAUUAAACGAAUUCCUCCAAAAAAUCAAAAACAAAUUUUAAUUUCCCUACAAUAUUGUUAAACUAAUUCAAAUUUAAUUCCGCGAGUCUUCAA
This is a messenger RNA of Onthophagus taurus, 906 nucleotides long. RefSeq lists its product as uncharacterized. Lineage: Eukaryota; Metazoa; Arthropoda; Insecta; Coleoptera; Scarabaeidae. The record is from RefSeq and is a predicted model, not a curated record.